CUUGGGGGGGGGACCUAGCUCCAAAUAUUGGUGGAGCAGAGCCCCUGAUUAUGAAUAUUCCUGGGGCUUUAGCCCCAAGAGCCCAUAUAAGUUGGCGCCCAUGGCAAGGGGUAGGAUUAAGUUUACUCUCAGGGCAGGCUAAGAGACAUGGGGUGGGUGUCAUCUCCCUGUGACGGUGGAAUAAAGGGUCCUUAAGGAACUUCUUGUAAUCAGCCCAGAUCCCCAAGGGGGCCAGAGAGACAAGGCAAGUGCUGCCGACUCCUGGAUUUCCUGCCUCUCAGCUGGGAGGUUGAGCAGAGACCCCAGCUCGAGAGCACAGGACUAGGAGGUGCUGGACAAAGAUGGAGGCUCUCACCUGGAGCUGGCCAAGGAGGUCUACGGCACGGUGAUGCAUGUGAACCGCGGGAACCCGGCUGGCCAGGAGGUGCUGGUGGAUUCAUGGCCAGAGUUCAAAAUGGUCCUCACCCGGCCACGCAGAGAAUGUCCCCCCUGCAGGUGGCGCGGGACCCAAGUGAUUAUUUCACCAAUUUGUACACGGCUUUUUACCGGGACGAGGGCGCCUGCCGGGCCCUGCUGGGGAACAGCCGCACCGUGGACUGGGGCCAGGCCUUCCAGAUACUGGGGCUGCAGGACGGGGUACAUGAGAAGAUCAGGGACAUCGCCAGGGCCAGGGGGCUUGAGAUGGAGACGCAUCCGCACCGGCUACUACUGCACCCAGACCCACCUGCCAUUUCCCAGUACCGGCCUGAGAAGGGGCUCAGGCUGGCCCCCGUGUCCCCCGCCCACGCCAUGCUGCUCAACGACACCUGGACGUUUGGGGGGAACAGCUGGAGCCUGCGCUACCUGAGCCACCUGAUCCGCCACUUCCCCAGUGCCUGCCUGCUGGACCCUGAGGGGACCCCCAUCUCCUGGUGCCUCACCGACCCGCUGGCUGCCCUGACACACGGUUACACCCUCCCGGAGCAUCGUGGCCAGUGCCACUUCGGAUCCGUGGUGGGGACGCUGGCAGCACAGUUGCAUGCCCGCAGCUUCCCUGUUCACACCCGGGUGCUGCCCCACAACGAGCCUUCACUGCACACCCUGCAACGCCUCGGCUUCCGCAUCCUGCCUGGGGUGUUCUACCUGCUGGUGGUGAGGCCUGGGUUCGCCCAGUCCCAGCCAGCCAGUGCCCUGGACUCGGCCCAGGACCCUGCGCCCAGCUCUGGGGAACGGCAACACGCCCAACAGCACUUAGCACAGGGGGAGGGGAGCGGAGGAGAAGAGGACACGGCCUAGGGCCCUGCACCCAGCUCUGGGGGACAGCCACGCUCUGCCAGCACAUAGCCCUGGGGGAGGGGAGGAGAUGGGGACACAGCCCAGCCAUGCCCAGGGACCUCCUGCUCUGCUACCCCCCAUGAAGGGGACACACUGACCAGGCACCAGGGGAGCUCAGCUGUCAGCCCUUGGGAAGCCGGGGCCUGGUGGAGGAGACUCUCUCAUGCUCCAUUAUCCCCUGCAGCAGGGCAGAGGCUCAGUAGGGGGCGCUCUCCCCUGGCAGUCAGGGCUGGCCCCAAAGAGACCAGGGUGAGGGCUCAGCAGGGGGUCUCUCUCGCUCCCUUCCCCAGGCAGUUUGUUGCUCGGCUGGGCCUGUGGUGGUGGUGUGGGGGGGGUCCCCGUUCCAGGUGCUGCGCCUGGUCUUGCCAGAGCUUUGGUGCAAGCUCCCUUGGGCUCCGAGCACAUGUCCCAGCUGUGGCCCACCCCUGACCUCCCCUGUGGUGAUAGGGGGCAGGUGCUGGCCUUGCACGGCUGCUCCAGGGCCAGCAGCCAGCUGGAAAGCCAGGCCAGGGCUUGUGUUUAUGCUGGUGCACUACAGGGGGGAGGGAAGCAGUCACAGGACCCCCCCCCCCCGUAGAGCCCUGCUGGGCCCAAACCCCGAUAGUGUAGACGUACCAAAAGAGAAUUUUCUGUAAUAGUUUUGAUGCCGGUGUGCCUCAGUUUCCUUCUGUACUUUGCAUCUCUGCCCAGUGGGUGCCAAAGGGUUAAAAAGCUGCUCCUGGGGCAGAGCAGGGACAGGAGGGGGGUGUCACAUGGCUGGGGGGCAGGACCUGGGCGUUCAGGAUCAAAACCAGACCAACGGAGGCUCCACAAAGAAGAAGAGUUGGGUUUUGGUGGGACUCAGGAGCUCCCAGCUGGGACUGAAAGAGUUGGAGACAGGAUCCAGUUUUGGCUCUUUAGCAGCUCGGCUGGGUGGGGCCCUGGCCUGUGUCUUCACCUUCACUUCUCUCUGCUGCCCCAGGGACCACCCAGGCUGGGUUCCCCGGGACCAAUAAACCGUGUGCUGUGUGGAAAA
Mauremys mutica (yellowpond turtle) is the source of this 2329-nucleotide messenger RNA. Its product is annotated as glycine N-acyltransferase-like protein 3. The coding region runs from base 439 to 1275 and encodes 278 amino acids. Gene Ontology annotation, cellular component: mitochondrion. The transcript has 5 exons. Gene Ontology annotation, molecular function: glycine N-acyltransferase activity. The record is from RefSeq and is a predicted model, not a curated record. Lineage: Eukaryota; Metazoa; Chordata; Testudines; Geoemydidae.